Molecule: messenger RNA, 3501 nt
Organism: Carcharodon carcharias (great white shark)
Lineage: Eukaryota; Metazoa; Chordata; Chondrichthyes; Lamniformes; Lamnidae
Product: centromere-associated protein E-like
Exons: 27
Coding region: 154-3501 (1115 amino acids)
Biological process (GO): microtubule-based movement; mitotic cell cycle
Cellular component (GO): microtubule
Molecular function (GO): plus-end-directed microtubule motor activity; ATP binding; microtubule binding
Source: RefSeq, a predicted model, not a curated record
CGGGAGGGAGAAACUGGGGGAGAGAAACUAAGAGAGAGAGAUAGUCAGAGGGAAGAGAGUUUUGCAGAAGCGGAGGCAGCGGGAGAUCGAGCGCGGCCCCUCAGUCGGAGUCGAGUGUAUUUGCCUGGAGCCGGCUGCAGUCUCGAAGGGAGGAUGUCGGAGGAGGGUGCGGUACAAGUGUGUGUCCGGGUCCGGCCACUUAACGAUAGAGAGAAAUCUUUACAAGGAGGAUCUUCUGAUAGCCUUCAGAUUCAUUGGAAAGCAGACAACCAAACUAUUUCCCAGAUUUCUGGAACUAGGUCAUUCAACUUUGAUCGUGUAUUCCAUGCUGAAGAGACCACAGCAAUACUUUACAAUGAAGUUGCACACUCUAUUGUGCGCUCUAUAACCCAAGGUUAUAAUGGCACAAUAUUUGCAUAUGGACAGACAUCAUCCGGAAAGACUUACACAAUGAUGGGAAAUGCCGUUGCUCCUGGUCUUAUUCCUCUGGCAAUCUGCAAUUUGUUCAGUGUUAUUAAUGAUACACCGAACAGAGAGUUUUUGUUGCGGGUUUCUUACAUGGAAAUUUAUAAUGAGUCGGUCUCAGAUUUGCUUGCUGGCCCAAAAAGACGACCUUUGGAAGUUAGAGAAGAUAUGGAACGAAUAGUUUAUGUUGCCAAUCUGACUGAGGAGUUGGCUGUAACCUAUGAGGACGUAAUGAAGUUGGUCCAGAAGGGAGAAAAAAACCGGCAUUAUGGAGAAACCAAAAUGAAUGAACAUAGUAGUCGGUCGCAUACAAUUUUUAGAGUGAUAGUGGAAAGCAGGGAUAAAAAUAAUGAAGCAGUUAUGGUUGCACAUCUGAAUUUGGUUGAUCUGGCAGGCAGUGAACGAGCCAGCCAAACAGGAGCUGAAGGUGUCCGCCUAAAAGAAGGAUGUUUUAUCAACCGUAGCUUGUUUGUACUUGGUCAAGUUAUUAAGAAGCUCAGUGAUGGACAAGCUGGUGGGUUUUUAAAUUAUAGGGACAGUAAGCUGACUCGGAUUCUACAGAACUCACUUGGGGGUAAUGCAAGAACUCUCAUCAUUUGCACAAUUACUCCUAUUGGUUUUGAGGAAACUCUCAGUACUCUUCAGUUUGCAAGCACUGCCAAAUUCAUGAAGAAUACACCUCAUGUCAAUGAAGUGCUGGAUGACCAAGCAAUGUUGAAGCGAUGUCGUAAAGAAAUAAUGGAUCUGAAAAACCAGCUAGAAGAACUUACUUCAGAUAACCGUGUUCAGGCAAAGGAGAAAGCUCAACUGUUGUCAGAAAAACUUAUCCUUCAAAUGGAGCAUGAGCAGAAAAUAAAAAACUUGACAAGAAUGCUUGUCAGAGUUUCAACUGAUGAAGACCAAGAGAUGAAAGCAAGAAGAAAGAGGAGGGUUACCUGGGCUCCUGGAAAACUGCGAGCUAGCUUGGACUCUUCUGCCAAAAUGAUAAAGUUGGAUAAGGUUUGUCAAGAGCAAGAUGAAGAUGACGAUGAUGAUGAUGAUGAUUUUGAUGUGGAUAGUGACUGGCCAUCUAAAACGAUAUCAGAGUGCAGCAGUACAAUCACAACAAAAAGAGGUGGAAGUUGUGGGUUCCAGAUACCUCCAUUUGAAGAUUCUCUUUACUUCAAUGAUCAAAGCAGAGCAAACCACAACUGUAGUAGUAUGCUGUAUGAUGCAUCUUCAAAGGACGAAUUGGAACAAAGGAUUUCUGAACUGGAGAAACAACUUGAGACUUUGACAGAAGAAAAAGAGAAAGAAAGCAGAAAGCACAAGGAUUAUGCAAGCCACUUUGAGAAACAGUUACAGGACAGUAUUGAGCUUUGUGAGCUUCUUCACUCAAAACAGUUUGAUGCAGAAAGCUUAAAAAUGGAGAAUAAUAAACAGAAAGAAGAAAUUGAAGAAUUAAAAGAACUCCUGAAAGAACAGGUGGAGAAUGCAAAGUACUUCAAAAUGGAGAAUGAGAAACAAAAAAAGGAAAUCAAAGAACUAGAAAAACUGAGUGAAGGAAUUGAAGAAUUGAAAGAGAGACGAGAAAUUGAAGAGUUUGAGUUCUUGGAAAAAGAAGCUGAGAAAGAAGAAAAGGCACAACAAAAGCAUGAAAAUGCCAAGUUAAGGGAGCUGGUUCACAAUUCAGAGAUUAUCAACCAGGAACUUGAGGUAGAACUAAAGACUAAAACUAAGAGGUUAAAAGAACAGGAACAAAAUCUCCUCGACCUUCAACAACGGUUGGAACGACUUAAAGAGGUAUCAGACGGCAAGGCAAAUCUUGAGAUGUUAAUGGUACAGAUCCAACAGUUGCAGCAAUCACUGAAUGAUGCAGAAGUUGUAACUCGUGAUGCAAAGAAAGAGUCUUCCUUUAUCAGAAGUGAAAAUCUGGAGCUUAAGGAAGAAAUGGAUAAAAUGAAGGUGGGCUAUCAACAAAUGGAAAAGGACAUGCAAUUGUACAGCAGCCAGCUAGAUACUGAGCGGUCACGCUACAAAGAAAUGCAAUCUGAUUUGCAGAAAGAAUUAAAGUCUGCUUUCAACGAAAAUACCAAGCUAAUGUCACUUCUGGAUGGAAAAGUCCCUAAAGAUUUAUUGGAUCGUAUUCAUUUGGAAAAGAACAUGGUUGAUCUUAAACAACAGUUGGAAAAAGCAGAAAAAGAAAAAACUAGACUGGAGGAGGAAUCAUCCCUUUUAUCUCAAUAUAAAUCAUUGCCUGAAAAAGUAGAUGAAUUGGCAAAGCAGGUUCUAAAGCUAACAGAAGAACUAAAUGAUGUCACCUCCGAACGUGAUAAUUUGUUGGCAUGCAGAGAAGAGAAUGUUGAACAACAUAAGAAUUUGCGUGGAGAAAUGUUGACCAUUGCCCAAGAUAGGAACAAACUCCAGGAAAUACUUGCCAGCUUCCAAUCUGAGAGGGAUCAUAAGGAAAAUUUGACAACUGAACAACAGAAUGAAAUGCAGUGUAGGGUGGAGAAUCUUAAAAAGGAAUUAGAUCUGUACUCCUCGAAGUUUGAAGAAGAGAAGACUAAAUGUGCGCAAUUUCAACAUGAUCUUGAAGACAAAGAAAGGCAAGUUAAAGAGCAAGAACAGCAACUAAAGCAGGAGCUUGAGAAGCAGAAGGAAAUUGAUGAUAAAUAUUCUAAAGCUUCAGAAAAUCUGAAACAACUAAACGAAGAGAAAGAAGAGCUAGUGAUUAAAUUGCAAGUUUUAACAAAAGCAAAUGAAGAACUGGCAAUGUCACAAUCCAAAUCUCAUCAACAGUUGGUGAUCAUGUUGGUCUUGGCUGAUGUCAAAUUUCUGGUAGACUGUAUUUGCCUUCUGUUCAGAUGGUCAUGGUGCAUAAAAGGGUUGUUGAUCUCCCUCAUGGUCGUGACUGAAGUUUUAUAUCAGUUAAUGAUACAUUUGGUGGCGUUCUCUAACAAAAGCAAGAAUGCAGAGACUAUUUUGCCUCGAGCAAAAAAGAUAGAAUUUCCAAGGUUUUCAAGUUAUAAGAUCUCACUGGCGCUGCUGCAGUAA